Trichomonas vaginalis G3 is the source of this 2037-nucleotide messenger RNA. RefSeq names its product spectrin binding. The transcript has a single exon. The record is from RefSeq and is a predicted model, not a curated record. Lineage: Eukaryota; Parabasalia; Trichomonadida; Trichomonadidae. Gene Ontology annotation, molecular function: protein binding. Gene Ontology annotation, biological process: protein localization to ciliary inversin compartment. Bases 1 to 2037 code for a protein of 678 amino acids. Gene Ontology annotation, cellular component: ciliary inversin compartment.
AUGUCAUCUUCAAGCUUUGACAAGGAUAUGUAUAAUACACUACACGAAACAUUUGCUGAUUACAUCUCCGUGGUUACACAGAUUUACAGACUAAACAUUUUCACUCCAAUUUAUAAAGAUGACGUUUCGACAUUAGCAAAAACCAUCAUUUAUCUUGUACGCAAGUAUCAAAUACCAUGUAUUUCAUUCUUUCAGAUGAUAGACAAAGCAUGUUCGUUCAAUAGAAAGUACACACGUGUUUAUUGGAACUUGUUUAUGAAAUUAAUGGACGAAUUCAAGUACGACAAGUUCGAAAAUUUCGAUUUCUCACCUCUAUUCUCUGCAUUCAUUAAAUACCAAUACAAUCAAGUUACAGCUAAGUUCUCUCACGAAAUACAAAACGAUGACGAAUUCAAUCGCUUGAUGGAAGUCUUCAAACCAGACACUCUUAUGCAUGCUAUACUGUAUGAUGAUGUAGAAGAGUUUAAGAAGCACGUUGACUAUAAUUAUCUUCAAAAAUUUGAUUAUGAUCUUGAAGAUAAACUCAGACUACCAUGGUUCAUUCCAUUCAACUCUAAUUCGAUUUCUGAUUGGGUCUGUCAACUCGGUGCCAAGAAUUGCUUCGAUUUUUGCGUUGAAAAAGGAUUGACAAUUACAAAAGACCAUCUUAACUUAGCAUUUCUUGGUGGGAAUCGCUUCAUCAUCGAUAAGAUCAUCGAAACGAUCGGAUUGACCAAUCUCAAAGACUUUCCGAUUAAAAACGUAAUUAUUAACCACGAUCACGGCUAUGAAAUGAAGUUUUGGAAUCCUUUCAAGAUCAGUUUCGAAGAGAUAUCAGAACACCACGAUCUCCUUCUUUACAUCUACAAAUUAUGUGAAACAAAGAAUUUCAAUUCUGCACUUUUGUAUUGUGUUCCAUUUGGCAUUUUACCAUUUGUCAACUAUCUCCUUGAUAACGGUGCCGAUGCCAAAUCAAGCGCAGGAGCAACAGCGCUCUACAUUUGCUGCAAGAAACAAAAUGUUGAAAUGUUGUCACUUUUGGUUUCAAAAGGUGCCAAUUAUGGUGUUGUUACAGUAUGUAAUUUGAGCGAAGCAGAGAUUGCAAGGAAAACCCAUGACAUUGAUUUCAGGAACUUCAUGCUUUUGGGCGGUGAAUCUUUACUUGAUUAUUGCGCUUGUUUCGAUUCAAUUGAUUGUUUCAAACUUUUGUCACGCAAAUUAGAUUUACAUGGCAAAAAUUCAAAAGGCAAACAAACGAUUCAUAUUGCAUGCAAAUACAACAGUGAUCAAAUUGUUCGCAGCUUAUUGGAAAAGAAAAUUAAUGUUAAUUCUUUGAACAAAGGCAAAAACACUCCUCUUCACAUUUGCGCUCGUUACAAUUCUUUUGAUGUUUGCAAAGUUCUUUUCGAAUACAAAGCUGACGUCAAAAUUGUUAAUUCAAAGGGAAUGACAGCAUUACAUAAAACCGUUAAAAACGAAGCUGUUGAUGUAGCAAGUUUAUUAUUGCAGAAAGGUUUAAAUCCAAAUACAAAGGAUUCAAAUAAUUUGACUAGUUUACAACACGCUGUGAUUAAAAAUCGCGAGAAAAUUUGUUUAUUGUUUUUGACUCGAGGAGGCAAUAGAAAUACGAAGGAUGAUGAAGGAAAAUCGUUAUUGCAUUUGGCUGUUAAGCAUGAUUCACAAGAUGUCGGAUUGAUGCUAAUUGAAGAAGGAUUAGAUAUAAAUGUUAAAGACAACAAAGGAAUAACAUCAUUGAUGUAUUGUGCAGAAGUUGGAAAUACAUCAAUGGCCAAAUUACUUCUUUCUAAAGGUGCAGAUGUCAAUUCAUUGAACAAAGAAAAUCAAAAUGUUUUACACAUGUGUUGUAUUUAUAAUUCAUUUGGAGUUUUACAAACAUGUCUUGAAAAAUACCCUCAUAUGAAUGUUAAAGAUAAAAACGGCAAAACUCCUUUAGAUAUUGCCAAAGAAAAAGGAAAUCAAGAAAUUAUUGAUGUCCUCAAUUCUUACACAGAUCCAACAGAAAUCAAUAAAGAUGGUGCUGAACUUGAGGAUAUAUAA